Messenger RNA from Coniosporium apollinis CBS 100218, 711 nucleotides. Its product is annotated as methylthioribulose-1-phosphate dehydratase. Gene Ontology annotation, molecular function: metal ion binding; methylthioribulose 1-phosphate dehydratase activity. Bases 1 to 711 code for a protein of 236 amino acids. NCBI's taxonomy places the organism in Eukaryota, Fungi, Ascomycota, Dothideomycetes. Gene Ontology annotation, cellular component: cytoplasm. The transcript has 6 exons. The record is from RefSeq and is a predicted model, not a curated record.
AUGGCUUCCUCAGACCAGUCAAAUGACCACCUGGUCCAUUCGCCUGAUUCCCAGCAUCCAGCGAACCUGAUCUGCGAGCUCUGCCGCAAAUUCUACACUCUAGGCUGGGUCACCGGUACAGGGGGCGGCACCAGCAUCCGGCACAAUGACCAUCUCUUCAUCGCGCCCUCCGGCGUCCAGAAAGAGCUCAUGCAGCCGACUGAUAUGUUCGUGAUGGACUUCCACAGCCGCGAGUACCUGCGCAGACCUCCCAACCUCAAACCCUCCGCCUGCACACCCCUGUUCUAUGCGGCUUUCUCAAGGCGCGGCGCCGGCUGCUGCAUCCAUACGCACUCGCAAUGGGCCGUGUUGGUUACGCUGCUGGUGGAGCGCGAGUUCGGUUCCAGUGCUUGCUUCGAGAUUGAGCGGAUUGAGCAGAUCAAGGGGAUACCGAAGGGGAGGGGAGACGAUGGGAAGGUGGGAGGAAUGCUGGGAUAUUUUGAGAGGCUGAGGGUGCCGAUCAUUGAGAAUACUGCGAGGGAAGAGGACUUGACGGAGAGCUUGGAAGCGGCGAUGGAGAAAUACCCGGAUACUUUUGCGGUACUGGUCCGGCGGCAUGGAAUAUAUGUGUGGGGAGACAACGUGCAAAGAGCGAAGACGCAGUGCGAAAGCCUUGACUACAUCUUCCAGCUCGCGGUCGAGAUGAAGAAGCUUGGUCUGCCAUGGACCUAG